Molecule: messenger RNA, 684 nt
Organism: Bufo bufo (common toad)
Lineage: Eukaryota; Metazoa; Chordata; Amphibia; Anura; Bufonidae
Product: phospholipase A2 inhibitor and Ly6/PLAUR domain-containing protein-like
Exons: 6
Coding region: 163-684 (173 amino acids)
Source: RefSeq, a predicted model, not a curated record
CUCAGAAACUCCAAUGUGUCUGCUUUGUGUACGGAAGCUUUUCCACAGAACUCGUUGACUCCUAGUGCUUUUCAAAAAUGCAAAUUUCAACAUGGAAAAAUCAAAAUCAAACCAUCAGAUACACUAUGUUUGCCGGAUGAGGACGUUUGCCUAUCAGAGCACAUGCAGGUGGCGGAUGCUGGUGGAGUUAUAGUAGAAGAACAUCUUCAAAGGUGUGGAAGGACGGGGCAGUGUGAUUUAUUCAUCGUGGUCAGUCACCCCAAUAAAGCAAUAAUUAUGAAAACAACUUGCUGUCAAACACAAUAUUGUACUCCGCAGACAUCUAAUGUGUCCUUGGCGCCUGGAGUAGAGAAUGGUUUGACUUGCAGAUCUUGUUAUACACCGAAUUCCUCAGAAUGUCUGAGUACGGACACAAUGUCCUGCAUGGGAGCGAUGGAUCGCUGCGUGACGUACACAGCGACUAGGAGAAGUGGCACAGGAAACCAAACCGAGAUUUUGAUUGGAUGUGGGACCAAGGACGCAUGCACCUAUGGGCGGAGCUUUGUGGGGAGUAUGAUCCAGAGCCUCGAAGUGAACAUCAGGCUGGGACUACAAGGAGACCUCAGGUACAACCACGUGUCACAGUGUAGCAGUGCAGACUUAGAAAGCGUGACUCGUAAGUCUGUGGCAACCGCACAUUUUUGA